UCCUAGAGAAUAACAGAGAAUAUAUACCAUAGAAUCACAGAAUCAUAGAAUAUCUCAAGUUGGAAGGGAUUUGUCUGGGUUUUUUCAGCCUGCAGAAGAGAAGGUUCGGGGAGGUCACUUUGUGGCCUUUCAGUACUUAAGGGGAGCUUAUAUUCAGGAGAAAGAUGGACUUUUUACAUCAUCUGGCAGUGAUAAGACAAGAGGGAAUUGUUUUAAACUAAAAGAGCAGAGAUUUAGAUUAGAUGUUAGGGGGAAAUUUUUCACUGAGAAGGUGGUGAGGCACUGGAACUGAUUGCUCAGAGAAGUUGUGGAUGUCCCAUUUCUGGAGGCACUAAAGGCCAGGCUGGAUGGGGCCCUGGGCAGCCUGGUCUUGUGGGUGGAGCCCUUCCCAUGGUAGAGGGUUGGGACCAGGUGGACUUUAAGGUCCCUUCCAACCCAAGUCAUUCUAUGAUUCUGUGGUUCUGUAGCCCUGGUUGACAACUACCUUAGCUCUUGACAUGCUGUGCAAGUAGAUAGUAAAUAAAUGGAAAGAAACCAAACAACCUUUUCAGCAAAUCUAAGUCCAUAACUAUAAAAACUAGUUAUUCCUUAGUAUUAUGUUCCCUUUCAUGGAGCCAACCACAGUGGGAGCUUUAGUGGCUGGAUGAAAAGAAGCACCAUUGUGCAUCAAGAGAAUCCUACCAGAAAAAAAGCAUACCACUUUCAGAAAAAUAAGUCUCUAUUUCCAUUUGAAGCAGGAUAUGCCUUUUCUAUGUUAAGGGAAAAUAAUAUAUGUGAUAGCUUACUUGGAUGACCAUGCAUGUCACUAAUCCGUGAAGAGCAAAUGCCAUACUAGCACCUAGAGGUAAGUCCUAAAGAAGUUACCUGCUCACCAUGGGGCUCACCAGAAUCUGUCAUGAUUUUAUACACUGUUUUAUGUUAUUAUUCUUUUCCUUCUUUAAAACAUAACCUGGGAAUGGAUACUCCCUAUUUUCUGUCAAAGAAAUGUUGUAGCAAGAGUAACAACCCUAAAAGCCCUGUGCUACUUCAUCACUCAGUUUUUGAGGACCAUCUCUCAAACCAUAAAAUAGAAGACUUUGGAAGGUUACAGCCAGCGCCACAUCACACCUGGCAGACUUUCUUGAAAUAGUCUCUAUGAAAAUCUGUUUGGACUGUGACCGCAUACCCCACAGUUUGUGGUUAACCUCAGUGCCAUGAUAAUGCUCAGUAAUAAACAGUGCAGUGUAGAUAACAGCAUUCAAAAUCUAUUUAGAAUGAAUUCAUAGCACUGACACAACCAAAUAGGCUAGAAGGCUCCCAGUUCAUGUGAGAGCAGAUAAAUUUGAUCCUAAAAUCCUGGGUAAAUGGUUGUGGCAGAGAAGGUGACAGUGACCACCUGCUCCCUGGCUGGGUGCACUUGUAGCUUGCCACCAAGCACAUGACAGCAAACAGCACAUCGCCUCAGGCAGCUCAAACAAGGCUUCAGCUGCACUGCUGUGAGCAACCAACAAGCCUUCCCCAUCAUAGUUCUGAGUUCCAGGUCAGCUCAUCUCAAUUCAGCAAGGCAAAUCUCUGUUAGUAGCCUGGUUGAGCCCCUUAGGGUGGGAAUUAAACCUAUAUACUCUGGAAGCAAAUGUUUUCAUAGGAAGCUCAGUCUUCCAAUGCCUUUCAGGUAUUUUUCUUCACAAUGCGAGAUUUCUUCAUCAUUUUCCCCCUUCAUGCUUUCUUCUUAGUUUCUGGCAGUUAGGGAUGAUCUUUUCUGGGCUAUGGAGCAGCCACUAUCUGCUUUGGAGGAGGGAGCCCACAGUCUGCUUCCUGGCAAGUGGCACUCUAGUAGCCAGAGCUUCAGCAGAAACCACUCACUGAGUAGUCCUGAAUCACUGCUAGGAGUGAGUUGGAUAGUUUGCUCUAACUACUUUAAAGCAAUUUACUGGUCAACAUGAAAAAUUAACAUGAUUAUAGCUGAAUUUUCUUCAGUGAGCAACAAGACAUACUGUAUUGUUAAUAGGAAGACUGGAUAAAAAAAAAAAAAACACGCACAGUUGUGGGUGGUAAGAGAUGAACACAAUUGAAGGUGGUUUUCUCACAUUUUGCUCAUACUUUGAGUCUGUUGCCUCACACAAAACUUCCCAAAGAAGACUGUGAGGUUUAAGACAUUGCUAGUAAUAGUGGACAAAUAUAAGCUAUUUUCUUGGAGAAAAAUACACAUCUGUGCUGUUUUGGUGCUGAUCUCCACUGUGGUGAGUUUCCACUUGACUGACACACAAUGCAGUGAGUUCACGCACUUCUGUGCUUCCCCUGGAGCUGCUUCAAAAUUGCUAACAGAAAGUGAAAGCUCUGUGAAAGUCUCUAAAAACUGUGGGUAUCUGAGGAACUGCUCUUUAUCUUUUCUUUUACUGACCGUGACUGCACUGUUCUCAAAACACAGAGAGGCCACUGGAGCCUGCAGCAAAAAAUGGAAAAAUUUCACACAGUGAUGAAUAUUUGUAUCCGCUACCAAAAGACUCUGGGUUACAGCAUCGUGUCCCUGCUGACAAUUGCCAGCGAGCAAAUCUUCUCCUCUGUUGCUUUUAGGUGUCCCUGCAACUCUUGGAACACCCUGUAUGGCUGUGUCUUCCUCCUACUGCCGGCCCUCCUUCUCUUUCUGCUUGGCUACAUGGUAAGUGCCAGGGUUUGGAUCCUGCUAACGGGCAGCUGCCUUCAGGAGAAGAAACACAGCUGUGGCAUAUCGGGAAAAGGUUGUCUCUGCCUGCAAGUGCUGGUGCCCGUGACAGCCAGCACCUUGGUGGCCCCCCUCACCUGGAUCGCAGUGGCCUUGCUCAGCGCCAGCUUCUAUGAGUGCGCAGCCAGCGGGAGCAGCCUCAUCAAGCACCUGGUGUGCAGGGACAUGGACGGGCAUGAUGCAUGCUGGGAGCUGCUGCAGAAAAUACCCUGCGAUGAGAAUGUCGUCAGACAACUGCUGAAGGGGAAUUCAACUUCUAAAGGUGGACUUGUCAGCUUUCGAGCCCAGUCUCAGGUCAUAGGAUGGUUGCUGAUAGUCUCCAUCAUUAUUGUGGCACUCAUUUCAAUAUGUAUCAGCCGCUGUUUCUCCCCAAUUAGCUAUUUUCAGCUGAAGUUCUGGAAAAUUUAUUUGGAAAAGGAACGAGAGCACUUUGAAAACAAGGCUAAAGAACAUGCAGCUAAGCUGGCAGAAAGAAACAUAAAUUGCUUUUUCGAAGCCACCAACCCAACACCAUUUCAGACUCCCAGCAAUGAAGACUGGCAGAAGAUUUCAUUCCCGUAUGCCUUCAGUAAGAAUGAUCAGUAUUACAGCAUGAUACACAAGUACAUUAACGCGAACAGAGGCAAAAUCAGUACAUUCAGAGAAGGAGAUCAGUUUCCCUCUGUUUUAGGGUUCGUGGAUGAAGCACAUAUGAGUGAGCAAGGGUUUUAGUAAAACGAACAGUUUGUAACACUGGUAAUCUUUUAACCUUACUGGUCUAAAAGAAGCUUUAUUCCAUGCUCUUAAUGAAAUCAAUGCUAAUUGUACAUUAAAGGCUGGUAUUGUAAACUCCAAGGGACUUUUUAAAAUAAACUUUGUACUUUUGCUUAAGUACAUUUAAAUAAA
Messenger RNA from Numida meleagris (helmeted guineafowl), 3586 nucleotides. RefSeq names its product protein FAM26F-like. Gene Ontology annotation, molecular function: monoatomic cation channel activity. NCBI's taxonomy places the organism in Eukaryota, Metazoa, Chordata, Aves, Galliformes, Numididae. The transcript is spliced from 2 exons. The record is from RefSeq and is a predicted model, not a curated record. Bases 2435 to 3412 code for a protein of 325 amino acids.